GUUGUGCCACCAGUUUCCACCACUGAAACCCCUGUUGUGCCACCAGUUUCCACCACUGAAACCCCGGUUGUGCCACCAGUUUCUACCACGGAAACCCCGGUUGUGCCACCAGUCUCCACCGCUGAGACCCCGGUUGUUGCCAACCAAUAUCAUCGUUGCUACCACUGCCACCGGUUCCGGGGAUGCCACAACCAGUUCCGUAGCCACCAUGGUGUUACCACUGGCGAUUGCUCCUGCACAGACUAUUCAGCCAAAUGCUAAGCAGUACUCGUUAAUCACCAUUGGUUUCAAGGGCGGAUUGAACUAUCCUUUCGUUGUGAAUAAUACGUUAUCCUCCGCCCAGAUCAUCCAAUACUUACCUUUAGUUUUGGAGUUCCCAUUUGGCUGGAGUUCCGAUCCAAACAUCCUUGUCAGACAAUUAGUUCCCUUCAAUUCGCCAAACGUAAACUACACAAUUACUGUUGCUGAGGUUUACUUCCCAAUUAAUAGCAUCACCAUGCUCCAGAGUUAUAUUACUAACCCUGAAUCCGCACUUUACAACAACAGCGACUCUACCCAGGAAGCGUUGGCUGAGUUGAUUGAUCCUCUGAUUCAGAUAACCGGGCUUAUCCUCACUGCCACCAGUGUCCCUACCCAAACCGUGAUGCCGGAGAAUGGUUCGAUGGGUAUUCAGCUCAACUCCGCCGAGCCAGGUACCCAUCAAACCUCCAAGGUUGCCGGAGUCGCUGUCGGCUCUGUCGUUGGCUGUUCGAUGUAUAUUUCCUUCAUGUUCUUCCUUAUUCGUCGUCUCAAGAUGAGAAACAUGAGCAAGAAAUCCAUCUUGCCGGCGAAUGACUUUGUCUCUCCUGCUGACGGCGACAGUGUCGAUGGCUCCAGCAACUCCAUGACCCGUGCCGAGGAGUUCGAUUUCAGUGCCAACUACGCCCAGUUCAUGGGCCAUUCACCACAGCUUGACUCAUUCCACGACAGCACGCCGUCCACAUCUACGCCGGACAACUCGAAUAUGCACAACUCUCCGUCCCUACCAUCUGCCAGAAACUCUGUUGCCCGCAACACCUCUAUGCGCCACUUUGCCCCAAGACAGUUAGUCUUGGCCAAUACCCAACGCACUGGCGGCGAAGGAAGAACCGAAGCGGGUGAUGUUUCGAAAGUGAUCCCAAAGAUUUCCGAUCCAUUCUACGCGAGUAACUCUUUGGGCUGGUAAGCACAAUAAUACAGGUUCAAGUGGACCGCCUUGGCCUGAAACAACUCUGUACCAUUCAUGUAUGCUUUUUUUCAUUUGAAUUUCCUAAUUCUUGCGACUUCCCUUUUGUUUUAAAUCUUUAGUUCCCUUACAAUUUUAUACCACUCUGAAAAUGCCGUGCUUGUAGAGCCAUUAAAAUGCUUAGAUGGGGUCCAAGGCG
Molecule: messenger RNA, 1403 nt
Organism: Babjeviella inositovora NRRL Y-12698
Lineage: Eukaryota; Fungi; Ascomycota; Pichiomycetes; Serinales
Gene: MSB2
Product: Msb2p
Exons: 2
Coding region: 209-1204 (331 amino acids)
Biological process (GO): cellular bud site selection; fungal-type cell wall organization; osmosensory signaling pathway via Sho1 osmosensor
Cellular component (GO): extracellular region; plasma membrane; cell surface
Molecular function (GO): osmosensor activity
Source: RefSeq, a predicted model, not a curated record